GCGAGAGAGUGCGGGGAACGGGGAUGAAGGAGGAAUGAAAUUAUUAUUUAUAAAUGUUCAAGUCUUUCACUCAUUAAUCAUUCGAUUAUAAGCCAAGCUAAGGGUGGAGACUAAGGUACAUUGCAAUUUGCAGCAGUUUUGUAUUUUUGUAACCAAAGAAAGAAAGAAAUCUAAGGUGCAAGAUCUAGAAGAUGACGACGAUGACAGAGAUGAGAGUACAUAUGGAUUGUGCUGGAUGUGAGAGCAAGAUUAGAAAAUCUCUCGAGAAAGUUAAAGGUGUUGAUAAUGUAGAAAUAGAUAUGGCCAUGCAAAAGGUGACAGUAACAGGAUGGGCAGACCAAAAGAAAAUACUCAAGACAGUGAGGAGAACUGGUAAAAGAGCUGAAAUAUGGCAAUUUCCUCAUAAUCCUGAGAUGAGAAAUAAUCAUAAUUAUGUCACUGAUCAUUAUUAUCAGCAGCAAGGCUGCGGUGGCCCGUCCACCUAUUACGCCGGAGAGCCGCCGGCUUCCGCCUAUAACUAUCGCAAACACGGCUGUGACAACUAUGGUCGAGCUUACAGCCUUUACAGGGGCAAUUCGAACACUUUUGGUAGCCGAGCUGGUGAUACAUUUAGUGACGAGAAUCCUAAUGGUUGUCACAUUAUGUGAAAAUUGUUGGUUGACCAAAAUUUCCCAUUCAAUUUCACUAUUUCACUUUUCUUUUCUUCUCUUUCUCCAUUCUUUUUUAUUUUCCUCUUGAACAUUGAAAGAAAAACACACAAUUUCCCUUUA
Molecule: messenger RNA, 770 nt
Organism: Nicotiana tabacum (common tobacco)
Lineage: Eukaryota; Viridiplantae; Streptophyta; Magnoliopsida; Solanales; Solanaceae
Product: heavy metal-associated isoprenylated plant protein 28-like
Molecular function (GO): metal ion binding
Source: RefSeq, a predicted model, not a curated record